Messenger RNA from Pyricularia pennisetigena, 1059 nucleotides. RefSeq lists its product as uncharacterized. The transcript has 2 exons. Bases 1 to 1059 code for a protein of 352 amino acids. Gene Ontology annotation, cellular component: mitochondrion. Gene Ontology annotation, biological process: mRNA processing. Lineage: Eukaryota; Fungi; Ascomycota; Sordariomycetes; Magnaporthales; Pyriculariaceae. The record is from RefSeq and is a predicted model, not a curated record.
AUGUUACCGUGUUCGGUCCGACGCGUGGUGUCGGCGGCGCCUCAGACUCCCAUCAUGGGGUCCGUAGGCGCCGUCGCGGCCGCCGCCGGUGCUCUUGCGUCCGCAGCAAGGGCAACUCGGCACCAGAGGCGAUACUCGUCCUCCAACCCGUCUAGCCCCGACAACGACCCCAAGGGUGUACCACCGUCCUCGUCCGACAGGUCCAUGCCCACCCAGACGUCAAAAUCUUCAUCGUCCAGCUCGGGCGGUGACAAGAGGAGGAGGAGGACUAAAGAGGCUGCAGAUCGCUCGUCGUUCAAGUCUCUGCCAUCUGUCCCCAGCACGCAACACCUCCCUCGCGAGUCCCUCGCUCUGUCGGCCUUUUUCUCCCUGCACCGCCCCAUGUCCAUCACCCACAGCCUCCCGAGGACAGUGACGGACGAUGCGUUUGCCUCCAUCUUCCUUCGCCGCGGUCGUGCCGAAAAGACUCAAGACGUCAUCUCGACCCUCUCAAAUACCGUGCACGAGCUGGAAAAGCCCAUGGGCAACCUUGGCCUCUCCCAUGGCGACGCUGAAGCUAACGAGGGCAUGCGAGAAAUCACGCUCAAGAACGCCGAUGGCAGCGACUCGGGCGUCUGCGUCCAGCUCAACGACAUGCUCGGUUCCAAGUUCCAACCCUUCUGCCCGCCUCCGCUCCCCAAGCCCGCCACCGCCGCCACGGAAGGCAGCUCCGCUGCCGCCGCCGAGACCGCCGAGGCUUCUGAGAGCAGCCAGGUCGAGCCGCAGCGUCGGCUGUACAAGGCCGUCCUGACGAUCGAGGAGACGGUGGACGAGAACGGUGAGAUCAAGUACGUGGCCCACAGCUCGGACUUGCUCGAGGACUCCCAGCAGCCACGGUCGUUCCUGGAGCGCAUGGCGGCGCGCCAGCUGCGCUUUGAGGACAGCCAGAGGCAACGGCAACAGGAUGGCAUGUGGGCCAUCAGCGUCAAGAGGCAGCGCAAGCUCAAGAUGAAGAAGAAGAAGUACAAGAAGCUGAUGAAGAAGACGCGCAACGAGAGGCGUAGGCUGCACCGCACCUAA